AUGGAAACAAAGUGUAACAGGAAUAAGGUGGAAAGUAUUAGAAAUAAACUUGGCUACCAACACAGUUUUGUUAUUGAGAGCAGGGGUUUAAGUGGUGGGAUUUGUUUCUUGUGGAAAGAUCAAGUGGAGGUGGAGUUAUUGACUUAUACACAGCAUCAUAUCUCAUUAAAGGUGUCUGAUGAGGGUGAACAAAGUCCUUAUUUACUAACAGGAUUUUAUGGAUUUCCUGAUGCUGCUCGAAGGGCUGCUAGUUGGGAGCUUCUCAGGGCCAUAAAGCCUUCUGUUAAUUUGCCCUGGAUUUGUAUAGGGGAUUUUAAUGAAAUCAUCCAUAGUUAUGAAAAAUUUGGUGCAGCAGACAGGCCUUUCAGAAUGAUGGAGGAUUUCAGAACUGCAAUGGAAGAUUGUGCUUUGAGGGAAGUUCCAUUCCAAGGUGAUUUCUUCACGUGGAGUAAUAAAAGGGAAGGGAAUUCUUUUACUAAAGAAAAACUGGAUAGGGCAUUGGGUAAUCAAGCUUGGUUUGAUUUUUUUCCUGAAUGCUCUAUAUCAACUCUUGCAGCUCAAUGCUCAGAUCAUGCACCUAUUCUCCUUUUAUUGAGUAGUGAAAAUUUAACUAGAGCUUCUGGUUCAAGGCCAUUCAGAUAUGAAGCCAGAUGGUUUUUAAGGGAUGGCUGUGAGGAAGUGAUUAAAAGAGCAUGGGGCAACACAUUACUUCAGCAUUCAAGGAUAAAAGAAUCUAUGCAAGGCUUGAAAAGAUGCAGUGAGGAACUGUCCCAAUGGCGUAAGACUACUAGCCAAAGUACUAAGCAUGUGAUACAGUCCAAAAGAAACCAAAUUAAACAGUUGCAAAGUACUAAUAGAGGAGACAGAAAUUCAGAGAUUUAUCAACUCAAGAGGGAAGUUGACACAUUAAUGGAAAAAGAGGACUUAAGAUGGAAGCAAAGGGCAAAGCAACAGUGGCUGAAAGAGGGGGACAGAAAUACUAAAUUUUUUCACAAAUGUGCUUCCCAACGAAGGAAAGUCAACUCUAUCAAAAGAAUAACAGAUGAUGAGGGGCGUAUAAUUGAAAAUCCAUAG
Messenger RNA from Carya illinoinensis, 1074 nucleotides. RefSeq lists its product as uncharacterized. The transcript has a single exon. The coding region runs from base 1 to 1074 and encodes 357 amino acids. Lineage: Eukaryota; Viridiplantae; Streptophyta; Magnoliopsida; Fagales; Juglandaceae. The record is from RefSeq and is a predicted model, not a curated record. Gene Ontology annotation, molecular function: catalytic activity.